Messenger RNA from Pectinophora gossypiella (pink bollworm), 482 nucleotides. RefSeq lists its product as uncharacterized. NCBI's taxonomy places the organism in Eukaryota, Metazoa, Arthropoda, Insecta, Lepidoptera, Gelechiidae. The coding region runs from base 145 to 474 and encodes 109 amino acids. The record is from RefSeq and is a predicted model, not a curated record. The transcript has 3 exons.
CUACACACUGUGAGUCACUAAUAUCUGCAGUUCACUCAACCUGUUUACGCGAGAUGAACAUUAUUGCACCGGUCAGCUACGCUCAGUCGUCAGGAAGUAGCUGAUCAGCUAACUCGUGUUUGCAACAGCUGACGUGAGGAAACCAUGCGUGUUUUGAUACUUAUCGCCCUUGUCGCGCUGGCUUGCGCGGUCAGUUCGUCUCCCAUCGACCGCAAGCGACAGCUCAUCAAUCGACCCCCAAAAGACUUGAUGCUCCUCAGGACUAUCAGAUCGGAAGACCACGUCAAAGGUUACCGGCGGCGUUUUCAAGUUAAAGGUGGAACCCAGAAACCGGAGCUGAGCCUCCGUAAAGGCGAGUACAUGUGCGGGGACAGAGUGUGCAGGCUGGGCCCGGGCGAGAUGCCCCCCGGCUGCAACGGCGUCUGCCAAUACCCCAUUAUGGCCCAACUGCCUGACUUCAAUACACGAGUGUGAUACUUAAA